Hyaena hyaena (striped hyena) is the source of this 1577-nucleotide messenger RNA. Its product is annotated as Fc receptor-like protein 2. Lineage: Eukaryota; Metazoa; Chordata; Mammalia; Carnivora; Hyaenidae. Gene Ontology annotation, molecular function: transmembrane signaling receptor activity. The transcript has 12 exons. The record is from RefSeq and is a predicted model, not a curated record. Bases 1 to 1533 code for a protein of 510 amino acids. Gene Ontology annotation, biological process: cell surface receptor signaling pathway.
AUGUUGCUGUGGUCACUGCUGGUCAUCCUUGCUCCAGUCAGUGGAAAAUCGGACUGGCUGACCCUCAGGGCUCCCUCUGCUGUCUUUGAAGGAGACAGAAUAGAUCUGACAUGCCAGAAGAAAAAGGAUUUGUGGAAAGUCAAGACUGUGGCAUAUUACAAGGACAGAGAAGAGUUACAGCUUUCAGAUAAAGUCCUAAACUUUUCUAUCCAAAGAGCAGUUUUGAGUGACAGUGGCAAUUAUUACUGUGCUGUUGAUGCUACUAUGCUUUUGUUACAAAAGAAAGACACUUCAAGAAGUGUAACGAUUAAAGUUCAAGAGCUAUUUCUGCACCCUGUGCUCAGAGUCAGCCCCUCCUGGCCCACCGAAGGGAGCCCAGUGACCCUGACUUGUGAGACCCAGCUUUCUCCACAGAGGUCAAGUGCUCAGCUCAGAUUUUGCUUCUUCAGAGAUGGGAGAGCCCUGGGGUCCGGCUGGGGCAGCUCCCCAGAGCUCAGGGUCCCUGCCAUGUGGACUGAAGACUCAGGGUCAUACUGGUGCGAGGCAGAGACAUUGGCUCCCACAGUCGGAAAACAGAGCCUCCAAUCCCAGGUUCAUGUGCGGAGAGUGCCUGUCUCUAAUGUAAGCUUAGAGAUGCGGCCCCCCAGGGGCGAGGUUGUCGAAGGAGGGAAUCUGGUCCUGCUCUGCUCAGUGGCUGAAGGGACAGGAGACAUCACAUUCUCCUGGCACAGAGAGGCCACGGGAACCAGCGUGGGAAGGAAGAUCCAGCGUUCCCUGUCGGCGGAGCUGGAGGUCCCAGCUGUGCAGGAGAAUGAUGCCGGCCGCUAUUACUGCAGAGCUGACAACGGCCACGGCCCUGCCCAGAGCAAGGUGCUGAGUGUCCUUGUGAGAAUCCCAGUGUCCUGCCCAGUCCUCACCGUCAGGGCACCCAGGGACCUGACCAUGGAGGGGGACAUGGUGGAGCUUCAAUGUGAGGCCCAGAGGGGCUCUCCCCCCAUCCUAUACUGGUUUUACCAUGAGGACAACGCCCUGGGGAACAGCUCAGCCCCCUUUGGAGGAGAAGCAUCCUUCAACCUUUCCGUGACUGCAGAACAUUCUGGAAACUACUCCUGCGAGGCUGACAAUGGUCUUGGGGCCCAGCGCAGCGAGGCAGUGCCCCUCAGUAUCUCAGUGACCAGCAUUUACAGAAAAGACCGUGUCACAGACAGAGCUCUUGGGCUGCUGGGUGUCCCUGCUUGUAUUGCUGCUGCCUUGCUGAUUUACUGCAGGUUCCGCAAGACAUCAGGAGGACGUUCUGCCACUGAUACACUCAGAGAUGCUUCCAGUGCAAACCCUCAGUGGUCCACUGCCUCCAGCCCAUCCCCUGCUGUUGAGGACCUGCAGCCAGAUUACGUCAAUGUGGACCCUGAAGAUGGGGAUGUGGUUUAUUCCCUUGUCCAGAGCAUCCAGCCGCCAGGAGACACAGCAAACACCAGAAGCACAAUUCUGGAGACUAAGGACCCCCGCGUCAUCUACUCAGACGUAAAGAUGUAACACUCGGACGAAUGGGGGGCAGAUCACCAACAAGGACGGAACAG